UUGGCAUCACAACAAACAUGGCGUCUGGAGGCGGCUAACCGACUGAGAACUGAGAAUACGCGCUAGGAAAACAUUUGAAGCCGUUUUAAUAUAUAUUUUUUCUUAAUAACAGAUAAUAUUUGGUCGUCCUGAUCUGAAGAUGGAGUCCGCCCCAUUUCCGGAGGAGGUUUCGGAGAGGAACGUUUGUGUUGUCGGGUCGGAGCUGGUGGAAAACUAUACUGUUUACAUCAUCGAGGUGACGGAUGGGGAGCACAGAUGGACUGUGAAGCAUCGCUACAGUGACUUUCACGAUCUCCAUGAGAAGUUGACGACAGAGAAAAAGGUGGACCGACGGCUGCUUCCUCCAAAGAAGAUGUUGGGGAAGAACUCAAAGAGUCUGGUGGAGCGGCGGCAGAAGGAGCUGGAGCUUUACCUGCAGACACUGCUGCUGCAGUUCCCACAGGCCACGCCAUCUCCUCUUGCCAGCUUCUUGCACUUUCACCUCUACGAGAUCAACGGCAUCACAGCAGCACUGGCUGAGGAGUUGUUCCAUAAAGGUGAGCAGUUGCUGCAGGCUGGGGAGGUGUUUUCUCUUUGUCCUCUGCAGCUUUACUCCGUCUCACAGCAGCUACGUCUAGCCAAACCAACCUGCUUUAAUGGAGACGCCAAGACCGACCUGGGACACAUCCUUGACUUCACCUGCAGACUGCGAUACCUCAAGGUGUGUGGGACCAGAGGUCCAGUAGGAACCAGUAACAUCCAGGAGAGCAGUCUCCCCUUCGACCUGUCAGUUUUCAAAUCACUGCUGCAGAUAGAGAUCAGUGAGUGCAGCUCUGAGCAGAUUCAAGGUCUGUCGUCUCUGAGGUCCAGUCUGGCAACUCUGAGUAUCCACUACUCCACUGAAACUAUGAUGUCGAUCCUGGUGCCGGAAGCGAGUGAGUUCUCCCAGUGGGAGGCGGAGGGGGCUGAGGGGGCGGAGUCUGGCUGUCCCGUCACCGCUGUCAUCCCCACGUGGAGAAACCUGACCACACUAGACAUGAGCCACAACUGCAUCAGCACCAUUGACAACUCUGUGAAACUAAUUCCUAAGGUGGAGUUUCUGGAUCUGAGCUACAACCAGCUAUCCACAGUGGAAAACCUCCAGCACCUGUACAAUCUGGUCCAUGUGGAUCUGGCCUAUAACAGCCUGCGGGUCCUGGAAGCUGCUCACACCCGUCUGGGCAACAUUAAAACCCUGAGCCUGGCCGGUAACCAGCUGGACCAACUGACUGGACUCACCAAGCUUUACUCUCUGGUCAACCUGGACCUCAGUCACAACCAGCUGGCCCAGUUGGAAGAGAUCAGGAACAUCGGCUCUCUUCCCUGUCUGGAGAAACUCAACCUGUCCAGUAACCCCAUGUGCAUCAUCCCUGACUACAGAACCAAAGUCCUGGCCCAGUUUGGAGACCGAGCAGCAGAGGUGUGUCUGGACUGUAAAGUGACGACAGAGAAGGAGCUGGACACAGUGGAAGUGUUGAAAGCCAUUCAGAAAGCCAAAGAAGUCAAAGACAGGAUGAGCAGCGGCGACAGGAAGAUCAGUGAGGAGACCAGACUGUCUGUUGCUGCACCUCCUCACCUCUCCCCCUCCUCUCCCCCCUCCUCUUCCUCCUGCUGCUCUUCUGCUGUUACUCCUCCUGCUGUCACCUCCUCCUCCUCUUCCUCCUCCUCCUCCUCUUCCUGUUCGGCCCAGCAGGCUGCCUGCCCCAGCCAAGAAGUGACGAGCACAGAAGAAGCCGCAGUUCCCCCCACUGUUCUCCCCCCUGUGGACGCUGCACCUCCCCCCACAAGCUUUAACCCAAGUACACACCUCCUGUCUGCUGAGAUGGCACAGGUACAACAACCUGCUGUCAGUCUGUCUGAACACGCACAAUGUGGAGCUUCUGCAAGUCUUACUCUUACUACUACUUCUACGACUCCUACUAUUACUGUCUGUUGUGUCUGCUCCUCUUCCUACUCCAGACCAGUUGAAACCACUUGCUCCUCCUGCAUCGCAGCAUGCUGUCCUCUUCUUCCUUCUCACCUGCUCUCCUUCUCCUCCUCCAACAAAGAUUUCAUUACGCAGCUCUGCCAUUGUCUCAGCUCCACCCUGAAGGAGCAGAAGAGGAAGAAGGAGGAAGAAGAGAUGGAGGAGGAGAGGGAGGAAGAGAAGAGAUCUGAAUCCAGAGAGGAUCAGUCCCAUGUGGAGCGCACCGAGGUGGGAAGUCCCAGUCCCGGCUCCAGGGAUGGAUACUUUGAGAUGGGUCUGGAUGACUCUGUGGAGGAGUCGGUCUGCUCCUCCUCUACGUUGCUCGCUGCUCCUCCUGCAGAGGAGCCCGGUGGCCACCAGGGGGGGCUAUGUCAGGAGGAAGAGGAGGAGGAGGCAGAGGAGGAGGUACGGGUCAACAGGGUUCUGUGGUGCUACUGUCUUCAGGUGAAGGAGGAGGUGGAGCAGAAAGAUGUGUGUCUGGUGCUGACGGACCGGCUGUUGGGCCUGCUGUACCUAUCAGAGGGUUUCACAUGGACCAGCCUGGACACAGACCAGGAGCAGAGUCCGCCUGUGAAGGAGGUGCUGUCUAGCCUGCAGGUGGACCUCCUGCUGCCGUACUCUCAACUCCUGCUCUCCUCCCGAGCUGAGCUCCCUGACUCCUGCCUUGCUUUUGGCCACCAAGGAGAUCCGACCCGCUGGUACAUCUUCUCCGAGGCUAAGGAGCUCUGGCAGACCAGGACCGAGCUGACAUUGCUGAUCCAGGCAGCGGGGUUUCAGACUGACCUAGAGCCCCCAAACUCUCCUCAGCUCCUCCCACACUCGCUCAUCAACUCCUGGGAGCUGGAGGAGUGCCAGGGAGCACAGGGAGGCUACCCUGCCCAUCUCUUUAUCUCCUCCUCUUCCUCCUCUGCCCCGGACACUCACCCCCUCCUGUCAGGCAUCUUGUCCAAGAGCGAGGAGCCCAGCCUCCCUUCUCUCCUCUUUCUCACCCACAGACACCUCUGGGUGUUGAAGAUGGACUUCAGAGAGCUGGCAGAAAGAGAGAGGAGUUGUGCUGACCUUUAUCACUCCUCCUCGUCCUCCUGGUGCAGGCUGGUCCGUGUACCCCUCGGCUCCGUGGUGCUUCACCCCAGAGAGAGCGCUUCUGAGGCUGGCGACAGAACCAGCAACACCUCUUGCCCCGAACCAAAACACCACCACAGGAGGAGUCACACUGUGGAGCUGCUGCUGGGCGGUCAGAGGCUGCUGCUGAUUUUCCCUCUGGCCCAGGACAGGAGCUCCUUCCUAGGUGAGCUGAGUCAGCGGAGAGCCUCUCUAGAGGGGCUGAAGAUGGUUGCCCUGCCCUGGCCCUGCACGCCCUGUCCACACCAAGGGCAACACACAGAAGGCUGUUACAGAUCCAGAGACCAGUGCUGUUGUACCAGUUCCAGGAAAUCACACAGCACCAGCAGCUGGGACUCCUCCCGUCUCCAGGUGGAGGAGAACCAGCCGUCCCCCCACCUCACCCCUGGUCUCUCCCCAGCUCUGAAGCUCCUGGCUGGGCUCGGAGAACAGCAACUGCUGGCCUUCUUCCGCAGAUACAUAGCAGUGUCUGAGGCGGAGGAGGUGAGACAGGUCUUGUGGCUGUCUGUGGUUCUCUACAAGUCUCCAGAGUCUGAGCUCACCUGCUGUCUGCUGCUCUCCACUGAUACAAUCUACUUUCUGUUGGAAGACUCCGCCUCCACACUCGGUCAUCACUCAGUUUUGGACAUAAUGGACUCUGGAGAUCCGGACGUUCGUCUGUGCUGCUGUCUGUCCAUCAGACUGUCUGAGCUGCUGUCUGUCAAUGUGGGACUGUUUGACCAGUACUUCAGAGUUGUAGGUCGUUCGCCCGAUCACAUCGUGUGCUGUCUCAGCAGGGACAGUUAUGGGACGAGCAUCUUUCUUCGGGAGCUGAUGUCGGCUCUCAGUCUGCAGCAACAGCUUCCUCCUCCAGAGCCAUCAGAUCAGGACUUCUACUCCCAGUUCACCAGCACAAACACAGGUAAGAUGCAGAACUACGAGCUGGUCCACAGCAGCAUGGUGAAAUUUAUUUAUCCCAGUGAGGAGGAAAUGGGAGACCUGACCUUCAUUGUAGCAGAGAGGAAGACUCUGGCCAGCGCAGCGUCCUCGUCCUCACGCUCCUUCAACGUACUGCUGUACCUGCUGGUGUUCCAGGUCCAGAUAUCCAGCAGCCUGCCCAGCCAGGGCUCUGCUCUUUCAGGUCACUCCCCCUCUGUUUCUGGCUCUGCUCCAUCUCCUGUACUCCAGCCCAGGACUUUGAUCUUGACCAGCACCGACGUGUUCCUAUUGGACGAGGACUACGUCAGUUAUCCUCUGCCUGACUUUGCCAAAGAGCCUCCCUCCAGGGAGCGGUACCAGCUGCGUGAGGCUCGGAGGAUCCGGGACUUGGACCGGGUCCUGUUGGGGUACCAGACAUACCCUCAGGCUCUGACCCUGGUGUUCGAUGACCUGCCUGGCCCUGACCUGCUCUGCCACCUCACCAUGGACCACUUCGCCGCCGGAGAGGAAGGGGCCCUCUCCAGAGGGGGCGGAGCCAGUGGGGGCGCAGAGGGGGAGGUCCAGUGGUGCGUCUUUGUCCCGGGAGCCGACAGCAGAGAGAGGCUGAUAUCGCUCCUCGCUCGCCAGUGGGAGGCGCUGUGCAGCCGGGAGCUUCCUGUGGAGCUCACUGGCUGAUUGGUUCGUUUAUACAGACUAGGAGCUUGAUUGGCUGGUUAAAGGCCUCAGUAUGCUUCAAACAGAGUAGUUUGUACAAAGUGUUGUCUGACGACCAGCUGCUCUGAAUGGUCACACUGUACGGCAGAAGCCUAUUGUCACAGAGAGGUGCAAGACAUGACACCUCGAAUGUAUUCAUCAUGGUGCACUCAAGGUGGAAAUUGGAAACUGUAACCGAAUUUCAAGAACUCUACAAAACAAACUUUGAAUGAAUGCUCGUUCCCUUUACAUCAAGAUAAACAGUAGGUGGCUCCAAUCAUCGAGAUGGGUGACAUUUCACAAUUGGAGAAGAAGAGGGCGCAACAAGAUGACUUAUAUAACUGAGCGCCAGUCAAACCUUGUGAAAACGGUGGAAAUAUAGCAUUUCUGAUUGUUUCAUUUGGGAUACAUUCUCCUCAUCACUUCAAACAGAUGCUAUGUAUUAGUUUGCCGCUAUUUUUUAUCUCUUUGGAGGAUCUUCAGGAGGAGCUUCAGUGGACGUUUUAAUCAAAUGCUUUAUGUGCGUCAUGGUUUAUUCGCCAAGUCUGUUUUUAUCGCACUUCACUUUGUUGCAUUUUGCUUUUAUCGAUACGCCAAGUUUUUCCACCUCAGCAAGCGAAAAAACCUUUUAGCAAUAUUUUUUUAAUUUUAGGCAAAUCCAAAACAGGUGAAUGAACACCUAUUGCGUAUUCCUAUCUGCAUCCCACUGCCCCCCACGCUCUCUCUCCAACAACUGUCUCUUUUGCAUGUCUUUAUAGUCUUGACGUCUUGAAUUGCUCAAAUGGGGAUAACUGCGCAUUCACAAUGUUAACUCGGUUGUUCACAUGAAAAGUGUAAUUUUGUGAGAAGUGGAAAAAAGAAAGCUUGAGGGAUUAUUUAAAGCACUGCUUACUUUCACACCUGGCCAGUCACUGCAUUAACUGGGCGUAAUUGUUGGUUUCGGAAAGUUACCAGAAUUGUCAGUCGCAGAUUCUGCUGUUGAAAAGGUUUGGGUGCUGGUAUUUUAAGACGUUCGGUCAUCCAACAAGAGCUUAGUUUGAAGCAUCCUGGGGCCUUUUAGUCUUACUUCUUAUGGACUGGAAGGGGUGUGGCUCUGACCACACACCUGCCACAGAAAAAAACUGAGGGAUAGUUGGACUGAACAGACACCAGACUGCUAUUGCAGACAUUAGGUGGAGACUGUGACCUCGCAUGGAACUGAAAUAGUGGGAGUUUUUGGCACAACCUCAAAUCUCUCACACGGAGCAGAUUUACUGCUUUGUUUGGAUGACUUGAUUGACAGACUGGUUUUGCACAUCAGGGGGCGCUGCAGACAGUCCACAGGAUUUCAACUAGAUUUUAAUCAACAUUACCUUAAAGGAACAGUUUGUCAUUUCUGGUAAAUCCUCUUGUUCUCUGUUCUCUCCAGAGUCAGAUUAAAAGAUUGGAAGUACAUCACUUUCAUCUCUGUGUCCCGUACAAAGAAAGGUCCAGGACAUGUUAGCCUAGCUUAGCACAAAGACUGGAAGAAGGGGGAAACUGCUAGCGUAGCUCCAUCGAAAUAGAAAAAAGACCACAUUCCUACAACUUUAAAGCUGUCUGAUUUUAAAUUUUGUUAUUGUUAUUUAGGUAAACCAAAAAUCACUUUUAUACAUUUCCAGUUUUACAUUUGCUCAUUCUGGAGGUGCGGACAAGAUGAUAUCCCAAAAUGUUAGACUGUUGUUUUAAGUAGCGCACACACACGCCGCUGCUUGGCACAAUCUUCCCUCUUUUUAUUCCUUGUACAUUGUAAUUGAUUAGCAGUAUUAUUGACCUGUAUAUUGUUAUUAAUAUUAUAUUAAUAUAAUUGUUGCUUUUGGACAGACGGAUGUUUUCCAUCCUGAAGUAGAUUUUGUACUAAAUAUGAAGCUCCUGAUGAUAUUUCCACUUGAAACCUGAAAUAUCGUAUUUAGUAUUAUUUUUUUUAUAUUUUCUUUUUGUUUUGUUUUAUUAUAUGUUAUGUUUUUUCAUACAUUAUUAUCGACAAAUGGGAAGCCAGCUUAUGUUGGACUGCCCUGACCUUCACCACUGUUUAAGUUACAUGUUGUUGUGUUUUCUGGGGAAUGCCACUGAAUUAAAGUGAAAAUGACAACUCCACAUGUAACACCGAUUCCUGUUUGGAAUAAGCAACAGCGGUUUGGUUCUUCGAAUCAAACCAGGACUCAGCAAAAUUUAACCACAGUCUGUGCACUUUUCUGCUAAUGCAGCAAUUAAACCAGAAAACCACGAGUGUUGGACCAA
Molecule: messenger RNA, 6976 nt
Organism: Micropterus salmoides (largemouth bass)
Lineage: Eukaryota; Metazoa; Chordata; Actinopteri; Centrarchiformes; Centrarchidae
Gene: nisch
Product: nischarin
Exons: 28
Coding region: 140-4699 (1519 amino acids)
Cellular component (GO): cytoplasm
Molecular function (GO): protein kinase binding; phosphatidylinositol binding
Source: RefSeq, a predicted model, not a curated record